AUGGAACUUCUUGAACUCAGCUUCAACCGCAAGUCUGACUUGCAGCGCCACUACCGGAUACACACCAACGAGCGUCCUUACUCGUGCAUGACUCCCGGCUGUGGCAAGAGCUUCAUCCAGAGGAGCGCCCUCACUGUCCACAUCCGCACCCACACUGGCGAGAAGCCCCAUCAGUGUGCGCACAUUGGCUGUGGCAAGCGGUUUUCCGACGUUCGUAUCCCCUCUUCGAGUCUCGCCCGCCACAGGCGCAUCCAUACCGGCAAGCGUCCCUACAAAUGCGCUCAUGAUGGCUGCUUGAAGAGCUUCUGCCGCAAGACCACCAUGGUCAAGCACCAGCGCCGAUCCCACCAGAGGGGACUUCACCCCAAUGAGAUGCUCGAUGACUGCACCUCGGACUCUGACAGCGGUGAAUCUCCCGCCACUCCCAAGCAUUCCGGUAUGCAGUGGCCCGUCCAGGGCGUCAUGAGUGCCGGCCCCCAGCCCAUGGCCCAUGGUCAUGGACUUCACAGGGCAGCCUCGUUCGCCGAGUUUGGCCACCAGAUGGGCCAGUACAAUGCUAUUCCUCAGCACUACGGCCACAGGCACACCGUCUCGGGUGGUCACCACGAGUUCCACGGCCAGCCUGUUGCCCCGCAACACCCCGGCGUCCAGAUGCUCCAUCGAACCGCCAGCAUGCCCCAGAGCUACUAUGUGACGGAGCAGAGCAACCCUGGCGUUGCCACGAUGAACACGAAUCCCAUGGCCCAACAAUACCAAAUUCCCCGCCAGCCCGUCGAGCGCCUCCCCUCGAGAUCCCCUACUCCGCUCCCGGACUUGCCGCAUCAAUCCAAAGCAGCCCCACCAGCUUCUCUGCUGCGUCUGGUCGCAGCCCACCGUCGGCUCCCCCAACAGGGCAUGCCCACUCCUACCCCCUCGCAAGACUCAACCGCUCCCUCGGAGCAGUACCAACAACCCACUCCUCAGCCCGAGGGUGAGCAGUGGUACAGCAAUGUUCCUUACCAGGCACCUGUCGAGGUGGCUACCAUUGGCCAGAUUCCCACGUACGGAUCCGGUGUCUAUGAUCCCUGGGGCCCCAAGAUCGAAUUCGAGGACCCGUCCAUGCAGCUCCCUAGCGCCAGGAUUGCCAACAUGUAA
Parascedosporium putredinis is the source of this 1134-nucleotide messenger RNA. NCBI's taxonomy places the organism in Eukaryota, Fungi, Ascomycota, Sordariomycetes, Microascales, Microascaceae. The record is from the annotation of a GenBank genome assembly.